Messenger RNA from Galeopterus variegatus (Sunda flying lemur), 1957 nucleotides. It is a transcript of the gene RAD51C, whose product is annotated as RAD51 paralog C. NCBI's taxonomy places the organism in Eukaryota, Metazoa, Chordata, Mammalia, Dermoptera, Cynocephalidae. Bases 103 to 1206 code for a protein of 367 amino acids. The record is from RefSeq and is a predicted model, not a curated record. Gene Ontology annotation, molecular function: ATP-dependent DNA damage sensor activity; crossover junction DNA endonuclease activity; four-way junction DNA binding. Gene Ontology annotation, cellular component: Rad51C-XRCC3 complex; Rad51B-Rad51C-Rad51D-XRCC2 complex; replication fork. Gene Ontology annotation, biological process: reciprocal meiotic recombination; meiotic DNA recombinase assembly; DNA repair. The transcript has 9 exons.
GACGUCACACGGCGCGGCCGGGCGCGGGCGUGCGAGGUUUAGGCGCCCAGGCUUUGAGGCUUAGGGUUUGCACUAGUGCAUGUGUAGGCGUCCCGCUUUGAAAUGCAGCGGGAUUUAGUGAGUUUCCCGCUGUCUCCAGCGGUGCGAGUGAAGCUGGUGUCUGCAGGUUUCCAGACUGCUGAGGAACUCCUAGAGGUGAAACCUUCCGAGCUCAGCAAAGAAGUUGGGAUAUCUAAAGAGGAAGCCUUAGAAACUUUGCAGAUUAUAAGAAGAGAGUGUCUCACAAAUAAACCAACAUAUGCUGGUACAUCUGAGUCAGGCAAGAAGUGUACAGCGCUGGAACUUCUUGAGCAGGAGCACUCCCAGGGCUUCAUAAUUACCUUCUGUUCAGCACUGGAUAAUAUUCUUGGGGGCGGAGUACCCUUAAUGAAAACAACAGAAAUUUGUGGUGCACCAGGUGUUGGAAAAACACAAAUAUGUAUGCAGUUGGCAGUAGAUGUGCAGAUACCAGAAUGUUUUGGAGGAGUUGCCGGUGAAGCAGUUUUUAUUGAUACAGAGGGAAGUUUUAUGGUGGAUAGAGUGGUAGACCUUGCUACUGCCUGUAUUCAGCACCUUCACCUUAUAGCAGGAACACACGUGGGAGAGGAACACCAAAAAGCUUUAGAGGAUUUCACACUUGAAAAUAUUCUUUCCCAUAUUUAUUAUUUUCGUUGUCAUGACUACACAGAGCUACUGGCACAAGUUUAUCUCCUUCCAGAUUUCCUUUCAGAGCACUCUAAGGUUCGAUUAGUGAUAGUGGAUGGUAUUGCUUUUCCUUUUCGUCAUGACCUAGAUGAUCUAUCCCUUCGUACUCGGUUAUUAAAUGGCCUAGCCCAGCAAAUGAUCAGCCUUGCAAAUAAUCACAGAUUAGCUGUAAUUUUAACCAAUCAGAUGACAACAAAGAUUGAUAGAAAUCAGGCCUUGUUGGUUCCUGCAUUAGGGGAAAGUUGGGGUCAUGCUGCUACAAUACGACUAAUCUUUCAUUGGGAAGGAAAGCAAAGAUUGGCAACAUUGUGCAAAUCACCAAGCCAGAAGGAAUCCACGGUACCUUUUCAAAUCACACCUCAGGGAUUUAGAGAUGCUUUUGUUGCUACUGCAUGUUCAUUGCAAACAGAAGGUCCUUUGAAGUCCCAGAAACGGUCACGAGAACCAGAGGAAGAGCAAUAACCCAAAAACCAAUCUUAAAGUAUACAAAUGUAUUGGUGCUAUGAAAUUCAUUGUGCAUAAGUAGUAGAAUCAUUACCUUAAAAUAUAAACACACACUAUGGCAUGAAUGAGUCAGGAUUAUAUGAAGUGAUUGGAAAAAAUACUUAAGGAAUAUAAUUCUCUGAAAAAGUUUUUCUAAAGCAGUGUUCUAUAAUUAUAUUUUGCCGUGUUUUCAUUUUCAGGAACGUUGACUAGAGAUGAUGUAGGUAUUGUUUCAUAAAUGUGGAAAGCUGAUUUCCUGUGGCCAGUCUGAAUUUAUCAUUCAGACUGUUUUUCUCUCUUUCUUUCCAAAUCUCAUAGAAAAUCCUAGGAAGAAAAGAUUUUUUCAUAUUCUUACUAUGUUUUCCUCGUUAAAUAUAGCUUUGAUAAUUCUUAAAAAUGACCUGUUUUUGUUAUUAUAAGAGGUAGUUAGCACCAUGAGUCGGCCUGUCACUUUUAUGGGUAAGAUACAAACUUUAGAUGACCACACUCUAAGCCAUUUGUUUAAUUUUUCAUGUUAUAUUUUAUAAUGUAAAAGGGAGGACUUUGGAGCUAUUACCUCAUCUAGAAAUUGUUUGGAACGUAUAUCUUCCAGAAUAGAUUGAUAAGCUCACAAUUAUUUAUGUCUACAUUUUGAGACAUGGUGUGAUCUAUUCUAGAAUUCUACGUGUAUUAACAUUUUCCUUUGAAUAAUUUUAAUCCUGCUUAAGUAAAUUAAAAAGUUUGGAUUCUU